AAUGGAAUAUUAAAAAGAGCUUUUAGCACAACACAGUGCCAAAACGAAUGUAACAGGCUAACAGCGGCUGUUUCCGUUUUCUGUUUCCAAAAUGUCAACGUUGUACAACACUCUGAGGAACACAAGAAACACAAUUGCUCCUCGUAUACGUGCUUUUGCUUCUCAAACGAAAACCAACGACACACCAACACAGUUACUCUACCAAUUGAACAAAAAGAUAUCUCAUUUGAUUCGAACCGGUAGACUAACCGACGCGAGGGCAUUGUUUGAUUCCAUUGACCACCGAAACACUGUUACUUGGAACUCCAUGAUCACUGGAUACGUUCAACGGAGAGAGAUAGCUAAGGCACGCCAGUUGUUUGAUGAAAUGCCCCACAAGGAUAUUGUGUCUUGGAACCUAAUUAUAUCGGGUUACUUUUCUUGUCGCGGAAGCCGGUUUGUUGAAGAGGGGAGGAAGCUGUUUGAUCAAAUGCCUCAAAGGGAUUUUGUUUCUUGGAACACUGUCAUUAGUGGGUAUGCUAAGAAUGGAAGAAUGGAUCAAGCUCUUGAGGUUUUUAAGUCGAUGCCACAACGGAAUGUUGUGUCUUGCAAUGCGAUGAUAACUGGGUUUUUGUUGAAUGGUGAGGUGGAUUCGGCUGUUGGUUUUUUUAGGAGUAUGACAGAGCGUGACUCGGCUUCUCUUAGUGGUCUUAUAUCUGGACUUGUUAGGAAUGGUGAGUUGGAUAUGGCUGCUAGGAUUUUGAUUGAGUAUGGGAAUGAGGGUGGUGAGAAAGAUGAUUUGGUGUAUGCUUAUAAUGUCCUGAUUGCAGGGUAUGGCCAGAGAGGAAUGGUUGAAGAGGCGCGGCGUCUUUUUGACGGGGUCAUGUCUGAUCAAGGUGAUGGAAAUAAGGGUCAAGCGAGAUUUAGGAGAAAUGUGGUAUCGUGGAAUUCGAUGAUGAUGUGUUAUGUGAAAGCAGGAGAUGUUGUCUCUGCUAGGGAGCUCUUUGAUAGGAUGUUGGAGCGGGAUGCUUGUUCUUGGAACACCAUGAUCAGUGGUUAUGUUCAAAUAUGUAAUAUGGAAGAGGCUUCGAAGCUUUUCUCGCUAAUGCCGAGUCCUGAUGAACUUUCAUGGAAUUCAAUAAUAUCCGGGUUUGCGCAGAUUGGUGAUUUGACACGUGCGAAAGAGUUCUUUGAGAAGAUGCCCCACAAAAACCUGAUCUCGUGGAACUCGGUAAUAGCUGGUUAUGAGAAAAAUGAAGAGUAUAAGGGUGCUAUUGAGCUAUUUUCUCAGAUGCAGCUUGAAGGAGAGAGACCAGACAGGCACACUUUGUCGUCAGUUCUCAGUGCGUCUACUGGGUUGGUGGAUCUUUACCUUGGUAGGCAGAUUCAUCAGUUUAUCACAAAGACUGUUAUUCCUGAUUUGCCAAUAAAUAAUUCCCUCAUAACCAUGUACUCAAGAUGUGGGACAAUUGGUGAUGCACGCGCUGUGUUUAAUGAGAUGAAACUUUAUAAAGAUGUGAUUACUUGGAAUGCAAUGAUUGGAGGUUAUGCUUUUCACGGUUUUGCUGCUCAGGCUCUAGAGCUUUUCGAACUGAUGAAGAGGCUUAAAAUUCAACCUACCUAUAUAACCUUUAUUUCAGUUUUGAAUGCAUGUGCGCAUGCAGGAUUAGUUGAAGAAGGGAAGAGGCAAUUCAAUUCCAUGAUUAGUGACUAUGGUAUUGAACCGCGGGUUGAGCACUUUGCCUCCCUUGUGGACAUCUUGGGGCGGCAGGGACAGCUUCAAGAGGCUAUGGAUUUGAUUGAUAGCAUGACAAUGAAACCGGAUAAGGCAGUGUGGGGUGCGCUUCUAGGUGCUUGUAGAGUGCAUAAUAAUGUAGAAUUGGCCCAAGUAGCAGCUAAAGCAUUGAUCCGUCUUGAACCAGAAAGUUCAGCUCCUUAUGCAUUGUUAUUUAAUAUAUAUGCUGAUUUAGGGCAGUGGGAUGAUGCUGAGAGAGUGAGAGCAUUGAUGGAAGAAAAUAAUGUCAAGAAGCAAGCAGGAUAUAGUUGGGUAGAUUCUAACAAUUGUUAAAUGAUAGCUUUUCCACUUUUAAAAAACUUCAAUCAUCAAUCAGCAAAGCACGUCAGAUCAUGCUAUUGUUAGAAAUGCUUCUAUUCAACUUAGCUAAGUUGAUAUGGUCAGAUGGAAAAAUUGAUCUUGACUGAUUUAGUGGAUAAUGACAUAAAUGUUAAUUUGACAUGGAAGAAUAGUAUGUCUUCUGGCAAAAAUUUGGAGAUCUUGCCAGUGUCAGCAGCAGCGAGAGACUGCAACCUUGGAUGGCUGCAAGAUUGCUAUGUUAUUACAAGUUCAACUGCUUCUUGAUUAAAUAUUUCUUGGUGUUAUAUGCAUUUGGCGGUAAAUAUAUGAUCUUAUGCAUGGAAUCUUUCAUAAAUUAGACACACAAGUUACUGAUAGAAACUGGUACUAAAUAGAGAAAUAUAAUAGAAAUAACUUACUGUUAUUGAUGAUAGAAUAGACAUGCGAUACGCACAAUCUUGAGAUAAAUAGAAUAAAGAUAAAGGAACUCUGUUACAUCAAAUGGGGGAAAAGUGGGCUAUAUCACCUUUCCUACUAUUCAUUAAUAUAUGAACAGAUUGAUAUCUAUAAUUCAGACAAAAGAAAAAGAGCAUUGUGCUGCAGGUUUCUGGUGAAAACGUGUGAACAAGGAAUGGGGGGAAAUGCAAUCUUUCCAUCAUUUGCACAUCCUUAUGGAUUUCAAGAAGAGAUACAGUUGAGAGCUUCUGCUUGGUUUCCAAACAGUCAAACAAACUGGUGUGGAUUGCAGCAAUGACAUGACAAAAGAUGGAAUAUGUUGCAGAAUUUUAGAUGCCUGUAUGUUUAAUAUUUCUGGGUUCUAAUUAUUAGUUGUAAGGAACACAUAUAUUUAGAUUAUUUAUUGGUUUUGGUUAUUGAUGUAAAGGCCUACUACAACAUAGUAUUAAUGUAUUUAUGACCUGGUACUCACAUAAUAAGCUAGCUACGGUGAAUGAAUUUGGCAUGCUACAGCAGCUUCUGCUUUCCACCUUAUAGAAUCUAAUUUUGGCUUGUUCAAAAUAUAAACACAGCAUAAGAGUGCUAUUGAUGUAAUAACAUGGAAUGCGAUGAUCAGAGGUCAUAUUUAUUGUUUACUUUUCUUGAGUAUUUCUCCUUAUUUCUUGAAAGGGUCAUUAAAUUUGAAUUGUAUACACUGUGCCUGGAAAAUAUUACACUAGAAUCUGCCAAUAGCAUAAUGAACACACCAUAGAAUUGUAUACACUCUUUGCCAGGAAACUAUUACACUAUUAUUUAUAGGCAUGCAUGUGAAUAAAAUGAUAUUGCAGUUAAGAAACAUUAAAUGCAUACAGGGACAAAAGGUCUAACCUGCAAGAAAGUAUUUGAUGAAGCAAGAAGUCCUAAUUUUAGGAAAAUAUGCAACUUGUAAAAGUGCUUGUAUCUACACAAAUCAAAACUACCAACCUUUUUAUCAGUGAAGUUUCAUGAGAUUGGAGAGAUUUUGUUAUUGAAAAUGAAACUAACAGGUCUGCUGUGAGGUUUAUCCAGAGGGCAAGAAUCUUUGUUUGAAAUAGAGACGGAACAGAUCAUAAUUAUGUGAAAAAGUGACUGUUAUGUCAUCGGCAAUUUUAAUAUUUCAAACCAACACUAUUUUGAGAAAAAUGUCUAGUAACUAACUCAAUUUGACAGAGACUACAAGUUUGCACGAAACCUCCGUAAAGCAUAUCCUAAACUGGGAGGUUUUUUUAAUUCAACUGGGAUUUGAUUUGAAGUGCAAUGUGCUGGGACAAAAAAAUUGA
Molecule: messenger RNA, 3807 nt
Organism: Vicia villosa (hairy vetch)
Lineage: Eukaryota; Viridiplantae; Streptophyta; Magnoliopsida; Fabales; Fabaceae
Product: pentatricopeptide repeat-containing protein At1g62260, mitochondrial-like
Exons: 3
Coding region: 92-2047 (651 amino acids)
Biological process (GO): RNA modification
Molecular function (GO): protein binding; RNA binding
Source: RefSeq, a predicted model, not a curated record